Euleptes europaea (tarantolino) is the source of this 601-nucleotide messenger RNA. It is a transcript of the gene LRRC51, whose product is annotated as leucine rich repeat containing 51. Lineage: Eukaryota; Metazoa; Chordata; Lepidosauria; Squamata; Sphaerodactylidae. Gene Ontology annotation, molecular function: protein binding. The transcript is spliced from 4 exons. The record is from RefSeq and is a predicted model, not a curated record. The coding region runs from base 4 to 585 and encodes 193 amino acids.
GAGAUGUACACACGAUGGAGUCGCAGUAAAUCCCCCAUGCAGGCCCCUCCCAUGGACUUCUCCUUCCGGGGGAUCAGCUUCGUACAAGACAUGCUGACGGAGGAGCCCCGCCCCGGCGUGAAGCCCAUCAAGCAGACGGAAGAAGGCCGGCUGCUGACCCAGGCGGUGCGCCUCAAUAACAACACCCUCAACGACCUGACGGAGCUCACAGACACCCUGCAGAAGCUGCUGGAGCACCCGGAGGACAUCUACUGGAUCGACCUCUCCUUCAACGACCUGCCCACCAUUGACUCGGUGCUGACCACUUACUACAACCUCCGCAACCUCAACCUCCACGGGAACAGCAUCCACAAACUGUCGGAUGUCGACAAACUGGCCGUCCUUCCCCACCUGCGCAGCCUCACGCUGCACGGAAACCCCAUUGAAGAGGAGAAGGGCUACAGGAGCUACGUCAUCUCCACUCUGCCCAACCUGAAGUCCUUCGAUUUCAGCACCAUCACAAAGCUCGACCGCUCCACUGCUGCCGUGUGGCGCCGCAUGAACAUUAAGCCCAAGAAGAUUCGGAAGAGACUGAGCAACUACUGAUAGCCCGGCCCCUCCA